AUGGGCCAACCAUCCGCCGCGGCGUCCAACGCCGUCAUUUACGUCACUUAUGCACUCUUCCUUAUCACCGGUACUGCUAUUGCGUGGAAGUUCCGCAAUCAGUCCAAGGGAGAGUUCCUCUCCGGCAAUAGGACUCAGACGGCCUUCCCCCUAGCCCUCAACUUCAUCGCCUCUGGUGAGUGA
Colletotrichum graminicola M1.001 is the source of this 183-nucleotide messenger RNA. RefSeq lists its product as uncharacterized. The record is from RefSeq and is a predicted model, not a curated record. The transcript has 3 exons. Lineage: Eukaryota; Fungi; Ascomycota; Sordariomycetes; Glomerellales; Glomerellaceae. The coding region runs from base 1 to 183 and encodes 60 amino acids.